Paramecium tetraurelia is the source of this 930-nucleotide messenger RNA. RefSeq lists its product as uncharacterized. The transcript has 4 exons. The record is from RefSeq and is a predicted model, not a curated record. Lineage: Eukaryota; Ciliophora; Oligohymenophorea; Peniculida; Parameciidae.
AUGGGAUUAAAUGAUGUAAAUAAUAUGUCUGAAACAACAUAAUGGAUUUACAAAGGCAAAGAAAUUUUAAAGCCCGUGUUCGAAACUUAACUAGUGGGAAUGUCACGUGCUGUGAUAGGUUUACCAAUGGAUCAUAUUUUUGAUCGCUUUAAGACUCUAAUCCAAGCAUAAUAGAAUAAUAGUUUCAGAUAGUUGUUUCUCGAGAGUUAUAGAAGGAAUGGGAUCUUUCGUGGCAUAUUUGCUGGGUUCUCUUCGCAAAUGACUAUUUAAAUAUUUAAAUAGUAUUAUAGAUGGCCAAUGAUGAUCUUCAUACCUAAAUUUUUUAAAGAGUAAUUACCUCAACCAAUUAUGGACAGAGUUCCAACUUUGCAUAAAGCUUUAACUGGAGUAACAAUUGCAUUGUUUGAAUCCUUCAUAACAUGCCCAUUUGAAAGAGUGAAAUGUUAAUUGAUGACUCAAACCGAAUCAAAAUCUGUUCUCAAGUAUAUGUGGUAGCAUGAUGGAGGUUUGAAGGGAUUCACUCGAGAUCUAUUCACAGGGAUGGAAAUAAUGAUGCUGAAAUAAGUUGUUUCUUGGACAAAUUAUUUAUAUUGGGAUCAUAAGGUUAGAUAUUAUUUUAAACAACAUCCUUAAUCCCAACUGAGAAUUGAACAAAUUGUAUUUUGCUCUGUUCUGACUGCUAUUCCAAACAUUUUAAUAGUACAACCUUUCGAUUCAAUAAAAACCUAAUUUUAGAUGGAAAACAAUCAGUAAUUUAAAAAUCUCACUAUUUGGAAUGCAUUUAAAAAAGUCUAUCAAGAGAAAGGCAUAUCUGGCUUUUAUGCUGGUUGGCAAAUGAGAUUUUGCUAAUUCUUAUUUUAAGCCCUACUUACAACUCCCAUAAUGGAUUACCUAGAGAGGUAACAUGGAUUACCCUUAGAAACUUUGUGA